GGACCAAUCACAUACAGCCUACGCUUUUAGUCAGCAGGGUCCGACGGACCGAGAGACCCAGCGCCGACUCUGAUUUUCCAGAAACGAUCCGCGACGGAAGUUCAGCGCGCGCAGGGCCCGCCUCCCUUUUCCUUCAGCAAGAGGCCUGAGACUAUCCCUCCCGCCCUCCCCGCCCCGUCCCUCCCCGCCCCGCCCUCCCCUCGCCCUCCCUGCCCAUCCCGCCCCUUUCACCCCAUUUCAGCUGCGGCUACACCAUCUGGACAGCAGCAAGCUCUGAAGCUUUGCUCUGGUCAACAUUGCAGCUCGGCGUUGGAAGGGCCCGCCUUCAUCACGCAGCUGUGCUCGCUGGGUAACUGCAAGGAAGAAGUAUGUCGGAUAAAGAAGGUAGCGCUCCGCCAGCGGAGCAAGUAGAGCAGCAGCCUGAGGCUGAGGAGAAGCCGGCCGAGGAGCCGGCCAAGGAGGAGGCUGCCCCUGCGGACGCACCGGACCUGAACGGCGACGCGCUCCCACCCCCGCCGCCUGUACCAGCGAGCAGCAAGGGCCAGGAGCGGGAGCGCUCACGGGAACGCAGCAGUGCAAAGCGCCGCAGCCGGUCGCGGGAGCGGAGCACCAAGCGGGCCUCGCGCUCGCGCAGCGGGUCGAGGGAGCGCCGGCGGAAGGACCGCUCCCGGUCGCGGGAGCGCGUCGUCAAGGAGCGCUCCCGCUCGCGCGAGCGCCGGCGCCGCAGCAGCCGCGAGCGCAGCGCCCGCUCGCGCUCGCGGUCUCGGGAUCGCGCCCGCCGCUCGCGCUCGCGCGACCGCACCCGGCGCUCCCGCUCGCGGGACCGUGCCCGCCGCGACAGCCGCGAGCGCAGCCCCGCUGCAGCCAACAUCCCCGGCCUCGGCGGCCCGCUGCCGCCGCCGCCACCGCUGCCCUCCGGCGGCCUGCCCGCGCCGCCGCCCCUGGCCGGCGCUAACCUGGCCGCGCUGCAGGCGCAGCAAGCGCAGCAGGCGCUCCAGGCGCAGCUGCAGGCGCAGCAGGCCCUGCAGGCCCAGCAGGCGCUGCAGGCGCAGGUGCAGCUUCUGACGGCGCAGGCCAACAGCGCCGCGGCGCUGGGCGACCGCCGCGCUCGCGAGAUUUUUGUGGGCAACCUCAACCGCGGCCUGGUGUCGGCGGAGAUGCUGCGUGAGCUCUUCAACGCCGUGCUCGCCAACAUGGUGCCCGACCCCAUGGUGAACCCGCCCGUCAUCACCGCGCGUCUGGACGCCAGCGGCAAGUACGGAUUCGUGGAGCUGCGCAGCCCGGAGCUGGCGGCAGCUGCCACGCAGCUGCACAAGAUGGAGCUGUGCGGCAAGCCCAUGACGGUGGAGCGCGCCAAGGGCUACCAGGACCCGGCGGCCAAUGCGGCGGCCAUCCAGAAGCUGGCGGCGGCGCAGGCAUUUGCCCAGACGAUAGGCGGCGUCCCAGGUGCGGUGCCGGGCCUCAUGCCGGGCGCCGUGCCGGGCAUGGUCGCUGGCGGCGUCGCGGCCAUGCCGGCGGCGGCGGCGGUGCCGGGCGCGCCGGCGGGCGCGACCACCGUGGUGCUGCUGGAGAACGUGAUGAACGUGGGCUCGGUCCGCGUGGACGCCGAGCGGCGGGAGCUGCAGACGGACGUGUACCAGGAGGCCAGCAAGUUCGGAAACCUGACCGGCAUCACCAUCCCCGUGCCGCCGCCCACCGUGUCCGACAGCGAGGCGUGCCGCGUGUACCUCAAGUACGCCUCGCCGCUGGACGCGCAGCGCUGCCAGCAGACCAUGGACGGGCGCAUGUUCGACGAGAACAAGGUCCGCGCCGUGUACGUGAGCGAGGCCGACUUCUUCCGGGCUCAGGCGGGAGAGUGGCUGCCGCGUGUGCCGUAGGCGGCGGCGGCGUGUUGUGCAGCUGGUUGCGGCAGCGCGGGAAGGGCAAAGCAUUUGGGAAAGCAGUGGGUGGAAGCCCUCGGUUGCAGUGGAUGUUGCAUGAGGGCCUCUUGGCCUCUUGGGCGGUGUUUUGGCAUAUGCGGUUGCAAUCGUGCAUCAUGACGGAUGACGCGCUUGGCUUAUAGUGCCGCAACGUGCAUACGGACGGUCUCGGGACCUCGGACGGAUUGUACAGUUACACAAGCCACGUGCAGCUGCAAGCAACCCACAAUCGCUUGACGAGCAUGGCCGGGGCUGGCCGGGGCUGUCCGAGGGUGUCCGUUGGACGACCAAAGAGGGUCUCAGCCAGGAGAGGAGAGCUGUAACUACCGGCACGA
Molecule: messenger RNA, 2254 nt
Organism: Chlamydomonas reinhardtii
Lineage: Eukaryota; Viridiplantae; Chlorophyta; Chlorophyceae; Chlamydomonadales; Chlamydomonadaceae
Exons: 4
Coding region: 369-1877 (502 amino acids)
Cellular component (GO): nuclear speck; commitment complex; U2AF complex
Molecular function (GO): poly-pyrimidine tract binding; pre-mRNA 3'-splice site binding
Source: RefSeq, a predicted model, not a curated record